Molecule: messenger RNA, 874 nt
Organism: Lineus longissimus
Lineage: Eukaryota; Metazoa; Nemertea; Pilidiophora; Heteronemertea; Lineidae
Product: dynein regulatory complex protein 8-like
Exons: 5
Coding region: 15-509 (164 amino acids)
Molecular function (GO): calcium ion binding
Source: RefSeq, a predicted model, not a curated record
CAGAGGUAAACAACAUGGCGGAUGCUGAAGGCAAAGAAAGUGCUGAAUCUCUUCUGAACGAGCUUCAGACUAAAAUUACUCAAGCAUUUGACAUCUUCGAUCAUGAAUCAAAUAAAACAGUUGAUGUGCGCGAGGUUGGGACAAUUGUGCGGUCAUUGGGAUGUUGUCCAAGCGAGGCAGAACUUCAUGAUAUGUUAGCAGAUAUCGAAGAAGAAGAGCCGACUGGUUACAUUCGAUUUGAGAAAUUCCUGCCAACAAUGACACAUGUUCUCAUGGAAAGAAGGUAUAAAGCAUCACCAGAAGAUAUUUUGUUAAAAGCAUUCCAAGUCCUGGAUACAGAACAGAAUGGAUAUUUGACGCAAGAGGAGUUGACUAAAUAUAUGACGGAAGAAGGUGAACCUUUCACACAAGAAGAAAUGGAAGAGAUGCUCUCAGCUGCUGUCGAUCCAGAGAAAGGGACUAUUCUUUAUAGGGACUAUGUAUCACUCAUGGCAGUGGAAGACUCAUAAAAUGUCCACGAGUCUAAAAUAUAUCUUGGCUUGUCUUCAAAUUUUUGAAAAUGACGAAAGUAAGGGGGUUUCUAUACAACAAUUUGUGCAAAAUAAUCAGCCGUCCACCUCGAUACAACAGCAGCCUGUUUUGCCAUUUAUGGUAGUAACUUUUUAUCUGUGGUGAAUUUUGACAGUUUGGUUUCUGAAAAGUAAGCCUUACCCAGUGUGAGCCUUACUCAGUUGCUUCAUUUGCCUUACUAAAUGGCUUAGGGUGGAUUUGUGAAAUCUAAAAUGUCACAAUUGCUUUUGGUUAUAAAACUAUUCUUAAACAUGUAAAUGUGUGAAAUAGUAAUCAUUGUAUUUAUAGUAAAAAUAAAAUUAGG